AAAUUUGUUUUGGUAAAUAUCAUAUAUAAACACGCACCAAAUUAAGGCUAAAAAACAGAUUUGAGCAAAUGAAAACAUGUUUUCCGAAAACAAAAAAGUAAAAAACAAAAACAAAAACAAAAAAAGAAAUUUCACAGAGAAAGAAAAAGGAAACUGCAAAAAGAGCGAGUGAAAUGAAUGAAUAGAAUCUAAGCAUACCGAGAGGAAGAAAGCUAAAGAAAACGAAAAUGAGUUGUUGUUGUUGGUGGUGGUUUUACUCUUCUUCUCUCCACAAUUCUCUCUCUUCUAUCUUUCAAACGUCGCUGUAACUGCUAGGGUUUGCUGCCUCCGAUCCACCGAUCUCUACAGUUCCCGAUCUGCUCUUCCCCUCCAUUGUCUUCCACAGAUCCGACUCUCUUCUUCGUCUCUUCUAGCAUUGAAGUAGACUUCGGAGUUGCUUUUCGGAAUCCCAACUCGGGGCAAUUGCGGAUCCAGGUGGAGCGUUUUGUGGGGUUUUGGGUUCAGUGGUGGUGGGUUCAACAGUGGAGGGUUGUCGAAACGUUGGUUUUGGUUUUGGGAUUUUGGGUUUGGUGGAGGGUUGGCUGUUGAAUUUGAGCUGAAUUAAGGUUUGGGUCAGUGGUGGGAUCUGUGCCGCGGGAAUCUAGGGUUUUCUGAGGUGGAGGAUCUCGAAUUCUUUGCUGGUUUUUGGUGUUUUGCUCUGGAAUGCAAUGUUGUGAACGGAAGAGAUUGGGUUUUGGGUGAAAUUCGACUUUCCUCGUACGAAUUAGCUGUGUUUUACGUUGUGCUGAAGUGGGAUUGAAUACACUGAAUUGCAAUGUUGCUCAAUUCCAUGCGAAUACGGGUUUGAUUUUUUGCUUUCAAGAGAGAAUAUGGGGUUAAGGAGUUUUUUCUCUGGAAGUCGUGGCUGGAUGUAGAGCAUGGGUUUGAAGUUUUGGGGUUGAGCGUUUUUUAUUUCGCCGAAUGGAAGGUUUGGAGGGGUUGAAUUGACAUUUUGGCAAGGGGAAGUCGGUAUUAGAGAUGCCUCCUUCUCCGGCAUUGAGGUGCUCUCCCGGAAGGGAGCUGAGAGGAGAGAAUCACAAGCGGGGGCACAGUUUUGAGACCGGAUUGAUUCUUAGGGAGAAAGAUGAUGAUCUUGCUUUAUUCAGUGAUAUGCAGACCCGGGAAAAGGACAAUUUUCUGGUUCAGUCUUCGGAUGAUUUUGAAGACACGUUCUCAACAAAAUUGAGAUACUUUUCAGAUUUAAAGCUUGGAAUCUCAGUUCCUGCUCGAGGAGAAAGUAGCGACCUGCUUAAUGCAGAUGGGGAGAAGAAUGACUAUGAUUGGUUGCUUACUCCUCCCGAUACUCCUCUUUUCCCUUCACUGGAUGAUGAGACGACAUCAACUACUGUUGCACACAGGGGCAGACCUCGGAGUCAACCCAUUACCAUCUCAAGAUCAUCCACGAUGGAAAAGAGUUACAGAAGCAGUAGAGGUAGUGCAAGUCCACAUCGAUUAAGCCCAUCUCCUCGAUCUGGGAAUGGUAGCUUCCAGUCAAGGGGAAGGCCAUCUUCAGCACCCAAUUCCAGUCCUGCUCCUAGCUUACGUCAUACUACUCCCACGCGGAGGCCAUCUCCUCCCCCGAGCAAAUCCUCAACACCUGCUCCCAGGUCUUCUACUCCAACCCCUCGGAGGAUGAGCACAGGAUCGAGCAGUACUGUGGCUUCAUAUGGGGUAAGGGGAACAUCCCCUGUAAAGACAAGUCGAGGGAACUCGGCUUCACCAAAAAUAAGGGCAUGGCAAUCAAAUAUCCCAGGUUUCUCUUCAGAGGCACCACCUAAUCUUCGCACUUCAUUGGCUGAUCGACCAGCAUCUUAUGUAAGGGGCUCCUCACCAGCAUCCAGGAAUGGUAGGGAUUCAUCCUCAAAUGUCCGAAGACAAUCAAUGUCUCCUACUGCUUCUAGAAGUUCAUCAUAUAGUCAUGAUCGAGACCGAUUUAGCUCCCAUAGUAAAGGUUCUGUGGUAUCAUCUGGUGAUGAUGAUAUAGACUCUCUUCAGUCUGUUCCUAUGGGUAGCUCAGACCGCUCAGGAUCAAGAAGAGUUGGUCCAUUCCUAAAUAACAGAGCUCCUGCCUUCUCCAAAAAGCCAACCAAAACGCUGUCCUCAAUUUCUGCUCCAAAAAGAUCCUUCGACUCUGCAAUUCGGCAAAUGGAUCAUCGAAGAAGUCCUCAAAAUAUGUUCAGGCCACUCUUAUCUAGUGUUCCUAGUACCACCUUCUAUGCAGGAAAAACAAAUUCUGCACAUCGUACUUUGAUAUCAAGGAACUCCUCAGUUACAACUAGCAGUAAUGCAAGUUCUGAUCAAGGAACGAGCGUUGCACUUGAUACAGAAGAGAGUGAGCAAAACCAGGAUGAUGUGGCAAGUGAAGGGGAGAAGGCGCCAUAUCCUGAUGUUCAGGAUGAAGUAUUUAUUCUAGAUAAGGUAGAUGUGGUAAAUGAAGGCAUUGGGCAUAAAAUCAGUGUUGAAUCACAUCAAAGCGAGCAUACCAACUUUGAUCAAGGCCUUGCAGUCGAAUCUGACCAUGGUGACGCCUAUAAUCUCAGCUUUCAUGACACUGCUAUGGCAACCAGUGCAACUUCUGAAGCUUUGCAUGUCAAGGGUGUUGUGUUGGAAUUUGAUAAUCUUGAGAAUAUAUUAGUUUGUUCUCAAUGCGGCGGCAGAUAUCAUGCCAUUGAACCAGUUGAAAGGGAAAUUAAACUUUGUCCAGAUUGCAGAAUGAAAGAUGAUCUUUUAAUUGUUUCUACCCCCGUGACUAAAACGAUAGUUUCUGAUAACUCCCCUGCACCUUCUACGAAGAUUUUGGAAGAAUAUAAACCAUUUGAUCAAAUGGAGCUCCAAAUGGCUGUUUCUGAAUUACCAGAAACUACUGAUAUGGGUGAAACACAGAUUUUCCCAUGUGAAGAGAAUGUUAGGCAAGGGCAAACUAGCCAUGGUGUGCAAAGCCAGAGUCACGUGCCAGAAAAUUCUCCUGCUAGGUCUCUGGAGGAGGAAGGUGAGCAGAGACUUGGAAACCAGCAAGUGAUGGCCCAACCAGAUGUUGGUUACUACACGCCAGAUGGCAACACUAGCAAUCAGCAAUUGCGACACUUAAAUGACUAUCCAAAUUUGAAAGUUGAUAUUUCAGAAGGUGCAGGCAUUUCUGUACUGCUGCUGAAGAGGUCAAGCAGUAGCAAGGGGCCUGUUCUUCAAGGAAGGACCUUCACUGCCACGACCAUAUCUUAUGAUGAUCCGUCUUAUGCAAGAGACAUCACUAACAGCAUGAGAAGUUCUAUUGGACAUGGCAGUGCUUCUGCAUCGUCUUCUGUUGAUUUGGGCUCAGCCAAACACAUGGAGACUCGUGUGCAACGGCAAUUAAGUGGCAGGAAAUCUGACAUGGAGAAUUAUAAGUAUGAUCCAAAUACAAAGCCUCAAAUCACCAGUUCACCUUUCUCUGCAGUUUCAAGCCAUGCUUCCCAAGCUUCAGGCCUUGCAAUGAGCACACAUGAAGACAAUUUUGAAGUGUCUGCUGGCAAUAGACAAUAUGCUGUUGUAGUGGAAAGACCUGUAGCUUCUCAAGGACAAGUUCUAGCUUCAGAAAAUGCAGAAGUUAAUGAUUGGAAUUCAUCCUUUUCGGGGACAUCAGUUCUUGAGGAGGAUAAUUUUGAUUGCAACGAGAGUUGUAGGACAGCGGAUGCUUCUACCUCAGAAUUAUUGAGCCAUGCAUUAAGCAAUCAGGUACAAGACAGUUCAGCAGCAUCAUUUCCAAGUUGUGAAAAUUGUCUCUCGUAUGAGAAUAGUGAAGACUUUCCAAACAACUCUAGGAGCACCCCAGACAUUGAAGAAUCAGUUGGGACUACAGAGUCUUGUUUUGGAGAGGAACACACCAUAUCUAAUACUGGUGUUGAUGGAGGGCCUCAAGAGGUUCCUACUCACAGCUCUUUGGUUACAGUAUCAGAAAUAGAAAUUGAGAAUGGUCAUCAAAGUACCCCAGAUUCACAAAUUGAUGCUGUUUAUUCAAAGGGCGCCGUGGAUGACUUUCAGGAGCCUUCAGUUUCCGCCUCUUUGGAUAAAGAUUUAACAGCUUUGGUUCCAGAGCCCAACACCUCAGAUCAUGCACAUGGCAUGCUAGAGGAAUCGACCAUAGUGGUGGAGGGCCAUGGAAGAAAUAGAUCACGAAGCCUAACUCUAGAUGAGGCCACGGAUACAAUACUCUUUUGCAGCUCUAUUGUUCACAAUUUGGCCUACCAGGCUGCAACCAUUGCAAUGGAGAAGGAAAAUGUUGUACCACUGGAAGGUUCUCGGCCAACAGUCACCUUAUUGGGGAAAUCCAAUUCAGACAGGAAGGAAGCACAUGGCAGAAGUGCUGGGAAACGCAGUUCAAAAUCCCAAAAAUCAAGGCAAAGGCGGGUGGAAACAGACGCAAAACCCCCUUUGACCAACACUGAGAGUGAUGAGAAAAAUGAUGAGUCCCUUCCACGAAUUGUUGGGCUUCCAGACAAGGUUGACAGCACAAAACCUCCAAAGCUGGAAUCCAAGUGCAAUUGCGCAAUAAUGUGAAAGUUCUCCAGUGAGACAAAUCUCCAUGCUCCCUCCUCCAAUCCUAUUUGGAGGAGAUGGUGUUGAGUGUUUUGUAUGUUAGGGGUUUUAUGUUUGAUUUCCAAUUGAUUUGUAAGAAACAGGUGAGGGUGGGGUGUUGGUGACUACAUAAAAAUCCUUUGUAAAGUUUUAAUUUGUGAUUAGGGCUGAUAUUAGUGAGAGGGGGAGAAAGAAAGGCAUUGGAGGGGGCUGCGUCUGCUCCAAGGGGCUGUAUUCUUGUUAGUUAUUGGUAUUUGGUGGUUUAAGUCCUCCAUUGGAGACAAAAAAAGGUGUGAAUGAAAACCCAAAACCCAGUCAUUCAUGAUUCAUUUGAUGAUUGUUACAAAA
Molecule: messenger RNA, 4938 nt
Organism: Vitis vinifera (wine grape)
Lineage: Eukaryota; Viridiplantae; Streptophyta; Magnoliopsida; Vitales; Vitaceae
Exons: 6
Coding region: 1018-4572 (1184 amino acids)
Biological process (GO): cortical microtubule organization
Cellular component (GO): cortical microtubule
Source: RefSeq, a predicted model, not a curated record